AAUCUCGAACCAACUUCUCUCUACACCUCCCAGAAUCAUUUCCUCCUCCUUCUCUCUUCAUUCUUCAUCUCCAAAUCAUCAACCAAUCUUCAACAUCAAUUAAUCACUUCUUUAUCCAAGAUUAAGUCAAGAUUAGCACCAAAGCUUCAAGGAUUGUCAUCUAUCACAAGUUGUGAACCCAUGCUGGAGAUUUUCAGGUGUGAGGAUCUAUUGUGGCAUCAAGGAAAUUCAUGGAUAUAUAAGCCUGACUUGAGAAGCCUCAAGCAAAGGGUAGUCAUGCCAGUUGGAAGUUGCCAGCUUGCUCAUCCAUUUCUUCAACCAAGUCAAGAAUUGCACAAAAGAGGCUAUAACGAGACCCCACAUCAGCUAAGGGAGGCUUAUGUAACUGUCAUCCAUUCAUCAGAAACUUAUGUAUGUGGUGCAAUAGUUUUAGCCCAGAGCAUAAAACAAUCUACCUUAACAAAAGAACUUAUCGUCCUGGUGGAUGAAACUAUAUCUCAAAAAUCCAUUCAUGGCCUCGAAGAAGCAGGAUGGAAAGUUAAGAAAAUCAAAAGGAUUCGAAGCCCACAUGCAAAGAAACACGCAUAUAACGAAUGGAAUUACAGCAAACUUUGGAUAUGGCAACUUGUAGAGUAUGAGAAACUCAUCUUCAUAGACUCGGAUUUCAUUGUCUUGAGAAAUUUGGACAAGUUCUUUACAUAUCCACAGAUAUCAGCAGUUGGGAAUAGCAGACAUGUGUUCAACUCUGGUCUAAUGCUAAUAGAACCAUCAGAAUGUACCUUUAAAUCCCUAAUGGAGAAAACAAAAAUUAUUGGCUCAUACAAUGGGGGUGAUCAAGGGUUUUUGAAUGAAGUUUUCUCAUGGUGGCACCGGUUCCCAUCCGGUUUGAAUUUCAUAAAGAAUUUCAAAUCAAUUCAGGGUGAUAAACACGAAGUGCCAAAUAAUGUCUACACGGUGCACUUUAUUGGCAUGAAGCCAUGGAUGUGUUAUCGAGAUUAUGAUUGUAACUGGGACAACAUAAAUAACCAACAUUUAGCGAGUGACAUGGCACAUAGAUUGUGGUGGAAAGUUCAUGAUAAAAUGCCUCAGAACUUAAAGCAGUAUUGCGCUCUAAAACCACAGGUAGAAGCAGAGAUAAGAAUGUGGAGGGAAAAGGCAAAGAAUGCUAGUUUGGCUGAUGGACACUGGAAAAUCCCACUAAGAGAUCCAAGAAGAAGUUCCCUUGUUUGAUUGUUGUUUUCUUUCUACCUUUUCAAGUAGGAAAUUCUCAUUUUUAAUCUUUGUUUACUCUUGUAAAUUAGUGAUUUUCUCUGCAAGAAUAUUGUUUACUCUUGAUGUUGGCGGUUAAGUAAGGAUAAAGUUGGGGCGGAAAAAAUGUACAUCCAACAAAGAACAUGACUAUCAUUAUGGGACAUACCAGAAUGUCAUAGUGGUCUAUCUUUAUGGGACAGAGGGACUAGUUGUUUUGUUUGGGCUUUAGACCUAAGCUUUAA
Messenger RNA from Cuscuta epithymum, 1493 nucleotides. NCBI's taxonomy places the organism in Eukaryota, Viridiplantae, Streptophyta, Magnoliopsida, Solanales, Convolvulaceae. The record is from the annotation of a GenBank genome assembly.